GUCCAAGGUCACACAGUUAAGUGGCACAACUGAUUCAAACUGAGGACCCCACAACUCCAGCACACCCGUUCACCCCACAGAGGGUAGAAGGUGGGAUGGGGAGCUCCUUCUUUAAUAGCAUUGGAUGGGUGGGCUGCUCCAUCCCCAGCUAGGCUGUUUCUCGGGGUGGGGGGUGGGGAUGAGGUCAUGGAGCCCAGGCCAUGUGACCAGUGACAUCAUAAUGCCCUCAGGCCUGGCCCUUGCACAAGUGAGCCAGAGGGGCCUUUAGAGCCCGGAAGGGACUGGAACUGACAUGUGAAAUCUCUAACAACUGAGAAUUUGAUGAGGACAGUUCAUAAAUGAAGUCUUGGUGAAUAAUCUCUAUCUGCACCCCAGUGUUUGGAGUGCAGAAGCUCCAACAAAUAACUCCUCUAUCAUGAUUGUGGUUGGCUGGAUAUUUUUUGUUGGACUUGCAUGUUACCUGGGGGCAUUUCCUAAAGCAAUACAUCCAACACUAAAAUGGAUAGAGAGAAAGCCUGUCCAGCCUAUUCGUGAGCGCAAAGGUCGACUAAGGAGUGUGCUUUUGGAUGAAGACAAGGAUAAGUGA
Messenger RNA from Vombatus ursinus (common wombat), 586 nucleotides. It is a transcript of the gene MISFA, whose product is annotated as SPTY2D1 opposite strand. NCBI's taxonomy places the organism in Eukaryota, Metazoa, Chordata, Mammalia, Diprotodontia, Vombatidae. The coding region runs from base 416 to 586 and encodes 56 amino acids. The transcript has 2 exons. The record is from RefSeq and is a predicted model, not a curated record.